Fukomys damarensis (Damara mole-rat) is the source of this 1081-nucleotide messenger RNA. RefSeq lists its product as uncharacterized. The record is from RefSeq and is a predicted model, not a curated record. The coding region runs from base 49 to 720 and encodes 223 amino acids. The transcript is spliced from 3 exons. Lineage: Eukaryota; Metazoa; Chordata; Mammalia; Rodentia; Bathyergidae.
CAAGGACUCAGUUGGCUGAGGUGAAAACAAGGCCCCGCGGUUCCAGUUAUGAAACCGGCUGCUGCCUCACCGACCUGGGUGGAACCGCCCUUGUUUCCCGUAGGGAAAAUGUCUGGAAGUGAAAAGAAGAGAGCCAGAGGAUUGUUCCUGCGGCUGGGUCCAGGCCUGGGGCUCAGAAUCUUGCAGUGGGGCCUUGUGUUGACCCCAGGCCUUACAGGGUCACGUUCGGUCCCCCAAACUGGAGACGCCUGGAAGACAGGUGCACCAGAAGCCAACCCCAAGGAGCGGCGUGGGUCCGGGCGAGGCCGGCGCAGCGCGAGCUGGGGCUGGCAGCCUCCUCCAGCAGCGCACCGCACCCCAGUCCGAGAUCUGCCCCAAUCCCCGGGGAGCUUUCAAAGAAGCCACAGGAUCUGGGGCUCCAGAGGCGCUCGGCUCCGUCGCAGCCGCACCUGGCCGGGAGAGAGGCGAGGCGAGGAGGGCGAGAAGAAUGGCUCUGGGCUGGGCUCCCCACGCCAGCCCCAACCCAGGGGCGCGAGGUUCGGCUCUCUUGAGCUCAGACUGGGGCUGCUGCGACAGGCCCAGUCCUCUUCCCGACUCCCACCUCCAGGAUUUGGAGAUGAACAAAGAACCGGUUUCAGGUCGUCCUCCCUGGCAGGUCAGGCAAAUGUGUGUAAGAGGUCAGGUCUGCGCGUCAGAGCGAAGACGCGUCCUCAACUCUAGAAUCUCCUCUUCCCAGUCCUGCGCUUGCGCUUCUGCCCAGGAACUUGCCCGGGCGCUGUGCGUGGAAACAGUGGGGUUGACCCUCCGUGUAGCCCCCACAAGCUUCAGUGUGUUAUUCGUCUCUAACCUACGGUGCUUUGAUCUUAGUGGCCAUUCCGUAGUAGAUGGAAAACUUUUCUUCUCCCUUACUGUACUGGAGGAUUGAAUGCAAGGCUGUCUCCCUGAGCUACAUCUCCAGCCCUUUUCAUGUCAUAUUUUGAGCCCGUUUUAUGUCAUAUUCUGGGCUAAAUAGCCUAGGCUGGUCUCGAAGUUGCGCUCUCUCUGUCUCAGGCUCCCUGGUUUCUGGGAUUGCAGUUGUUCA